UACGGGGCCUCGGGUACCAUUACCGUUAUUUUCAUAACGUUCGCGUCCAGAGCAAGAGGCACACACGCAGCCGUACGCGCACUCGGUCCGUGUCCGUGUCGUCGGUCUGUUUGGCAUCGCCGUACGGUAUCGAAGGGAAACCCAUAUUGACACUCCGAAGAACAUCCCUGCAGUCCUGCAGCGUUCCUUUUUCACAAGUGUGUGCGUGUGUGUGUGUAUAUGUGUGUGUAAAAGCCACACAUUUGUUUGACCGUCCAGGUGUACGCUGCAGUGGUGUUUGUGUACAGGAUAACGUUUUUUCGGGCGGAAUUGUGCAAAGCUUUUCGCCCCCCCCAAAAACCACCCAACGCGUUGCUGUGUGGACGGCCCUGCCCGCUACGGUAAAUGAUUUUUUAAUAAGCGUCUGAGCCGUAUUGAGCCCCCGUAUCGAUAAAAUAGUUUCGAUCCGUAUGACAUCACAACGUGCACGGCUUUGUUGGUGUUGGUGGUGGUGGUAGCGUUGGGCCCCGUUGUUUGUUGCUAUACACGAGCACAGGAACGAGCGGCAGGAACGCAUCAUCGCGCGUUCGAUUGCAACGGUCGUGGCGCAUCGAUCUGCAGUGGUGGUGCAUCGUCCACUUUAUCUUGGGCAACGCGGUAUCGGUGUUUGAUAAUUGGUACCAAUCGGCGCAAAGAUUGGUUUGCGGGGUAUCGGCGUUUAAAGAUUUGCACCAGUUUGCCUGCCGAUUGCUUCCAGUGCUCUGUUGUGUACCAGCGCCAGCAGCGUUUGUGCAGUGUGACACAGUGUGUAGCAGAGUGUGCGUAUGUGUUAGUGAGGUAUUUAAACACAAAAUUGCGUCAACGAAAAUAUCCUGCAACGAAAAGGGAAGAAAGUAUAUCCUUGACGACGCUCGGUGUGUGCUUCCGCUUGUUGACGAGCUUCCCCGGGGUGUGUCACUGUGGUCCGCGCUUGUGUGUGUGUGUAUGUGGUGUGCUUUUGCCCACCCCCCCCUCCGAGCGUGUGAGUGCGUGUGUGGAUGAGGUGGCCGCGGCGUGGAAAGGAGGUAGAGCACCGCGAAAGAACGACGCCGCGCAAUGAGUGCAAUCAAUAAUACCAGCAGCAGCACCAGCGGCAGUGGCAACCACCACCACAGCACCAGCAACAACAACAACAAUGCCAGCAGCCGGCACCAGAAGCUGGAACAGCAGCGCCAACUGAUGGAGGCCUACAUACGCCAGAAGCGGGCAACACCCGGCAUGGUGCAGGCGAGCGAUCUGCAGCUCGUCCGACCAAUGUCGGGCGUCAAUCGGAACGGGCGCGAGGUGCAUGCGUACGACGGUCCGAUGCAGUUCAUGAUGUCACCCACCAAUCCGGACCAGAUCAUGCCGACCUCACCGGUCGGACCGGUGCCAACGGUGGCAGUCGGCGGCACGGGACCGAACGUGACCGCGACCUCGAUCACCACCACACCAACGUCACCUUACAGCGAUUCCACCAUGGAGAAGCUAACGCCGUCGUCGCAGGACAGCGAGGACGAGGAAAGCACACCGGUCGAUGUGCUGCCCCUGCCCGCGUCCACCAAAUCGCCUGCCAACGGUGGUGCGGGUGGUGCCAUCCUGUACGAUCGGCCGACGGUCGACGGGCAUCAUCUGCUUUCCCACUCGGCACCGAUCUCGCCCGCGCUCAACAACAACAACCAUACGCACCACACGAACAGCAGCAGCGGCAAUGUGAAAUCUAGCGAAGACUCCGGUACACCUCCAAGCGGCGGUGGUGGCGGCGCACCCGACACGGAGGGUGACGUUAUAGGGCCGAUCGAGCAGUGGGUCACGCAACCGGCCGCCCAGGGUGUGCUGUACAAGUGCCGCAUUACGCGCGACCGAAAGGGCAUGGAUCGCGGGCUGUUUCCCAUCUACUAUCUGCACCUCGAGCGGGACUACGGCAAGAAGCUGUUCUGCCUAGCGGGUCGCAAACGGAAGAAAAGUAAAACGUCUAACUACAUCAUCAGCUGUGAUCCGACCGACCUAUCCCGGCAGGCGGACGGUUUUGUGGGGAAGCUACGGUCGAACGUGUUCGGCACGACCUUUUUCGUGUACGAUAGUGGCACCAAGAAUGAUGCGGCCGCCCCACGGCUCGAUCUGGCCGUCGUGAUCUAUGAUACUAACAUACUGGGAUUUAAAGGUCCGCGCAACAUGACGGUACUGCUGCCCGGGAUGACGGAGGACGAUCAGCGUGUACAGAUAAGCUCGGUCGAUGACCAGCAAGGGCUGCUCGACUGUUGGAAGUCGAAGAACAUGGACAAUGUCGUUGAACUGCACAACAAGACGCCCAUCUGGAACGACGAAACGCAAUCGUACGUGCUGAACUUUCACGGUCGCGUCACGCAAGCCUCGGUCAAGAACUUUCAGCUGGUGCACGAUUCCGACCCGGAGUACAUCGUGAUGCAGUUCGGCCGGACCGCGGACGACAUCUUCACGAUGGACUUCCGGUAUCCGCUGUGCGCGUUCCAGGCGUUCGCGAUCGCGCUCUCCAGCUUCGACGGCAAGCUGGCGUGCGAGUAGCGGUGGUGGUGGUGGCCUGCGGAUGGAACGGGCGUGCCGAAUCAUACUGCCAACGGAGCGGAGCAACUGGAGGAGCUGGAGUGGACGGUGCUGGAAGGAGUGCUGCGCAGGAAUUUCACGGCUGCGGGAAAAGUGGUAGAGUUUUAAGGAGGAAAUGAUUUUAUUUAGGACAAUGCUAUUUAUUGGAAGAGAUGGAAAUGGGGUUUAACGAUCGUGUUGUGGAUCGUUCUGGAAGCAACAUAGCUCUAUACAGUAGGUGACCGCUAACUGAGAGGUAAACAAGCUCCAGUUAACGAACAAUGUUCGCUAACUGGAGUGACGUUUCUAUGGAUUGAUUGUUUUGAUUGGCGUGGACUGGAAUAAACAUACCAAACUUUUUUUCAUUUAUGUUGAUAUAAAGUAUAGUAAUACGUGUAAUAACAUAAAUUAAUAGCAAACGUAGGUGAAAGACCCUAAAUUUGUGUGAAAAAUGCACAUUUGCGACAAAUUUCUCUUCAUGAGAUUCCGGAUGUUUCAUGUUUUGACGUUUAAGUGUUCGUUAACUGAGAGUCACUCCAGUUAGCGAACCUCCAGUUAAAAAGCACUCCAGUUAAAACACAUCCAGUUAGCGGUCACCUACUGUAUAUGGGGUUGUAGGUAUGAUCGUGUGCUGCAGGGUAGCGAUUCCAACUAACAGACAAUAUAGUAAAAUGGUUUACAAUGGUGUAAUCAGAACAAACGAGGGUUCGUUCGCGCUGUGCUCAGUCACUCUACAUGUUGGACACGUUUUUGGGGGCGCACGAUGAUAAUGUUUGAUUUUUGGCCUAACCAGUGGGAAGCAGCAAAAAAAGCAAAAUUACAUUUAACAAGAAUGUAUUAUGUACAGUAGAUUUGGCAUGGCUUUUUAAGCGCAGUGUGCAACAGGAACAGGCAGCAUAGCAGGUGUGUAGUUGGUUUUGUACCGGAUUGGUUCCGGUACACUAGCAUUUGCGCAUAGCUCGUUCAUUCGCAUUCGCCAAAGCAUGGUUCUUAUUGGAGCGGCUACUUCUUAUAGGAGGUAAUAUAAAAUACAAAAAAAACAGUGGUAAAUGGUUGUGUCAUAAUCAAAACAAACAAAACAAAACAUUACAUUAAGCGAUUCACGGUGUUAGCUCAGUUAGUAAAUAGGCAACGGCAUGCUCUCCAGUCGGAACCGCCCGCUAAUGCUCAGAGUAUUGAUACCUGUUUACAGUUUGUAAACGGUGUGCUUUGCCCUGGUAAGGUAAUGUGAGAAGGGUUUGUUUUAAAUUCUUGGUAAAUGUAAGCAUUUUCGAUUCAACCGUUUUCGGGCAACUCAAGGAAAAAGGGGCGUGAGCGUACGGGGGAAUAGUAGAACAGGUGGGCAGGUUUUUUUUCUGUUGUUGUUUCAACAGUCAUUCAACACACUUUCCCGUGCCUGUGCGUCCAUUUUAAGGUACAGGUAGAAGGAAAAACUAAAUUGUUAGAGUAAUAUGCCGAUUUCAAGAAGAUUCAAUCAUCCAGAGACGUUUAAUUGGUAGCUCAAUUUGGAUUGUUGCAUCGUCACUAGGGAAAGGAAUUAAAAAAAAUGGAAACGUCUAAACACUAACUGUAGCAAAAACACAAUGUGCUAUCCUAAGCGUGACUAACUUUAGAAGGUAAUUUAUUGAAACCGUACACGAGGAAAACGAUGCGGUCCGCGAUACUUUCCUUUGCCUUAUCCGGUCGCUCCGCAGCUUCGUCUAGCGAUAAUAAUUUAACGAAACGUUUACUCUUUUUCUCUGCGCCUUAGCUUAACGCUCCUUAGCUGUUAUUCUUAGCCCUUAAAAAGAAUGCUUUUCUCCGAGUAGUUUUAAAGCUAGUAAUAGUGAUCAGGAAUGGAAUUUUGUUUUGUUUUUAAAUUGUAAAAAAACAGCACAGAGCAACCGAUGGAAAGCUGCAUGCAUACGAUUGGAAUUAUCUGUUAGCUGUACCAUUUUUAUUUACAUUUCUAAUCAAGCAAGAUUAAAAAACCUGCUCAAGUGCUUUGUGGCGUUGUUUAGCAGCGUGUGUGUGUGUGUGUGAAUGCGAUUUUAAAAGAGAAGUAGGAAUUGUUACUUUAAAGCAAAAAGGGUGAAAUUUGUGUGCUUGCACCGUUUGCGUUGCGAGCUCUAGCUUUUGGUAGCUCAAACUUUAUGUAAUGCGGCAUCUCACCCAUCCCACCCCAUGCGGCAAAAACCAAAACGUAAAAGAGUAUUAAUUUAUAAUUAAAAUUGUAACAAACACCCCCCUUAUUAAGGAUUACAUUUUAGUUGAAGCAGUAGAAGAAGGAGUAACAAUAUUUAACACUCUGUUUGCAGAUUUCUGGUACAAACAAUUGUUUCGGUUUCAUUUAUUUGCAUCAGAAUGCAUUUUGCAAAUGCAAAUGAGAAAGAGAGAGAGAGAGAGAGAGGGGGAGAGGGAAGUUAGAAGAGAAAAUAUAGCAAAAAAGAAGAAAAAUGUUAGUAAAAGAUGAGCUCAAGAGCAAAACCACCCCGAAACUCAACAAAUCGUAAGUUAACACGUGUCUAGUCAGUGAAAUGUAGCAAAACGGGGAGCGCGAGCGGACAGAGCGAUUAGAUAUACUCGUGUGAAAAUCACCAAGAAAUAAUUAGCAUUAGCGCAAUGGUCCAGCCAGAGGCCAUUGGAAUUAGUGCAUACCAUCAUUAGCUGUAAAUUAGCUGUAAAAGGACAGCGGACAGCUAAUAUAGUGUGUAUGUGUGUGUUUGCAGUGUGGUGUGUGGUGGUAACGACGAAUCAAAACCAAUUUCAUUUUGUGUACUUAACAGGGGAGAAGAGGAGUUUGUUUAGUGGAAUGGCAGGCAGCUGCACGUAGAAGGAGAAGCAAAAGUUGUAGGAUAAUUUCACCACAAACACAAGAGUGAGUGAAUGUGUGUAUUUUUAAUUUAUUGGUAGCGUAAGGGGUUGAUCCAUCGCAGUGUUGGGGUACAACAGGUAAUGAUAUUGCCGUAAUAAAGAGACUACAACA
Messenger RNA from Anopheles coluzzii, 5524 nucleotides. RefSeq names its product protein king tubby (gene ktub). Gene Ontology annotation, cellular component: cilium. The coding region runs from base 1075 to 2541 and encodes 488 amino acids. The record is from RefSeq and is a predicted model, not a curated record. Gene Ontology annotation, biological process: protein localization to cilium. The transcript has 6 exons. Lineage: Eukaryota; Metazoa; Arthropoda; Insecta; Diptera; Culicidae.